Messenger RNA from Entamoeba invadens IP1, 678 nucleotides. Its product is annotated as pre-rRNA-processing protein esf2, putative. Gene Ontology annotation, biological process: endonucleolytic cleavage in ITS1 to separate SSU-rRNA from 5.8S rRNA and LSU-rRNA from tricistronic rRNA transcript (SSU-rRNA, 5.8S rRNA, LSU-rRNA); endonucleolytic cleavage to generate mature 5'-end of SSU-rRNA from (SSU-rRNA, 5.8S rRNA, LSU-rRNA); small-subunit processome assembly. NCBI's taxonomy places the organism in Eukaryota, Evosea, Mastigamoebida, Endamoebidae. The transcript is spliced from 2 exons. Gene Ontology annotation, cellular component: nucleolus. Gene Ontology annotation, molecular function: RNA binding. Bases 1 to 678 code for a protein of 225 amino acids. The record is from RefSeq and is a predicted model, not a curated record.
AUGGACAAAGACUUGAAAGAUUUACUUGGCAGCAUUAGUAGCGAGGACAUCAACGAGAUCGAAGAGGACCAAAAGUUAGUUGAGAACGGCACCUCCGUUCCACCAGAGAAAAAAAGUGACCCCGAGAAAGUUGGAAAUGUCGAACCUUCACAAAAAAUCGAGAAAGUCGAAAAACCGCAAAAGACGAAAUUAAAGGGACUCCAGAGCGAAAGGGGUAUCGUGUAUUUGAGUUCGAUACCGCGCGGAAUUACGAUGGUGAUGUUAAAAUCCAUGAUGUCUACGUAUAAGCCCGUCACACGCAUGUAUGUUGUUGAAGGGAAUACAAGGUUUGUUUGUAAGGAAGGGUGGUUUGAAUACGCCACACACAAAGAUGCAAAAUUAGUGGAAUAUAUGAUGAACGGACAACAAGUUGGAGGAAAUCGACAUAAACCAUAUUCUACACAAUUGUGGAACAUCAAGUACAUCCCGGACUUGGUAUGGACUAAGAUAUUCGAAGACACUGAAGCUAAAGACGAAAUGCGUGAACACCAAAUUGAUAGUUCUCUUAGAAAGGUGAAGAGGGAGAACGAGGCGUAUAUGAAAGGGCUGAGUCAUGUAUACAAAGUGAAGAAAAUGAACAAGAAGAAAUUGAAAGAACAACAAAAGAAAGAGGCGACAAUGCCUAGAAAAGAUAAUUAG